This is a messenger RNA of Linum tenue, 6161 nucleotides long. NCBI's taxonomy places the organism in Eukaryota, Viridiplantae, Streptophyta, Magnoliopsida, Malpighiales, Linaceae. The record is from the annotation of a GenBank genome assembly.
GUGAGAUUCUAAAUUAAUUUAAAAUAGAUUUAUUAUAUAUAUAAUUAAAAAAUAUUUACAAUAAUUUUCUUUUUUCUUAACAGUUAAGAUGAGAUCUCUGCUUCCUCCUCUCGGUGGUAUUUCUUCGUUGGGUUUGCGUUUGAGACCCUUCUUCUCACUCUCCCUUUCUCUUCCCGUUCUUGCUCUGUAGAUCUUCUUUCCCUUAUUUUUCCGCUCUCCUUCUGAUUGAUUCAAGACCAGUGGGGUCUGUCGCUGCCCUAGAUCUCGCAGCGAUUCGAAUCCCUCGUUUCGUUCUCUGUUGACUCUUCCCCGUCGACGGACGGUUUGACGGCAUUCGUAGAUCUGGUUGCCCGCCGCUUCGGAGCAGUCGAUCCAAUCCGGCACCAUGGCGGCCGCUAACGCGCCGAUUACCAUGAAGGAAGUGCUGACUCUUCCAAGCAUUGGGAUUAGUCCGCAGUUCAUCACCUUUACGAACGUGACCAUGGAGUCCGACAAGUAUAUAUGCGUGCGAGAAACUGCCCCACAGAAUAGUGUUGUUAUUGUCGAUAUGAAUAUGCCAAAUCAGCCAUUGAGGCGGCCAAUCACAGCAGACUCUGCCCUUAUGAAUCCUAACUCUAGGAUUCUCGCUCUUAAAGCCCAACUUCCCGGCACCACUCAGGAUCACUUGCAGAUAUUUAACAUUGAGAUGAAGACAAAAAUGAAAUCAUACCAGAUGCCUGAGCAGAUUGUCUUCUGGAAGUGGAUAACACCGAAAAUGUUGGGGCUUGUGACACAAUCGUCCUGCUAUCAUUGGUCUAUUGAAGGUAUGAUUCUCAUUUUAUUCCCUUAUUGUUCAUCAGGUGAUUCGGAACCUGUUAAGAUGUUUGAGAGGACCGCUAAUUUGGCUAGCAAUCAGAUAAUUAACUAUCGAUGUGACCCUUCCGAGAAGUGGUUGGUGUUGAUAGGAAUUGCUCCAGGGUCACCUGAGAGGCAACAACUAGUGAAAGGGAAUAUGCAGCUUUUCUCUGUUGAGCAACAGCGUAGCCAAGCUCUUGAAGCACAUGCAGCUGCAUUUGCUCAAUUUAAGGUACCUGGAAAUGAGAAUCCUUCUACCCUCAUUUCUUUUGCCACAAAAACCUUCAAUGCUGGGCAGAUUACCUCAAAGUUGCAUGUCAUUGAACUUGGUGCUCAACCAGGGAAACCAUCGUUUUCCAAGAAGCAGGCAGAUCUUUUCUUUCCUCCAGAUUUUGCUGAUGACUUUCCUGUGGCGAUGCAGAUAUCCCACAAGUACAACUUGAUCUAUGUCAUCACCAAGCUGGGGUUGCUGUUUGUUUAUGACCUGGAAACAGCUGCUGCUGUAUACCGUAAUCGGAUCAGUCCAGAUCCAAUUUUUUUGACAUCUGAGGCGUCUACCGUGGGUGGCUUUUAUGCCAUCAAUAGACGAGGUCAAGUGUUGCUUGCUACUGUAAAUGAAGCAACAAUUGUACCAUUUGUCAGUGGACAAUUGAAUAAUUUAGAGCUUGCUGUUAACCUUGCCAAAAGAGGAAACCUUCCUGGUGCAGAGAACCUGGUUGUGCAGCGUUUCCAAGAACUCUUUGCUCAAACAAAAUAUAAGGAAGCUGCAGAGCUUGCUGCGGAGUCCCCACAGGGAAUUCUUCGAACACCAGAUACAGUUGCAAAGUUUCAGAGUGUUCCUGUUCAAGCUGGUCAGACGCCCCCACUUUUACAGUAUUUUGGCACUCUUCUGACAAGAGGAAAGCUAAAUGCAUUUGAAUCCUUGGAAUUGUCACGCCUUGUUGUAAAUCAGAACAAAAAGAACCUUUUGGAGAAUUGGUUGGCGGAGGACAAGUUGGAAUGCAGCGAGGAGCUUGGAGACCUUGUUAAGACUGUGGAUAAUGAUCUUGCACUGAAGAUAUACAUUAAAGCCAGAGCAACCCCAAAAGUUGUCGCUGCAUUUGCUGAGAGGAGGGAGUUCGAUAAAAUCCUGAUUUACUCAAAACAGGUUGGGUACACUCCAGACUAUUUGUUCCUUCUGCAAACAAUUCUCCGCACUGAUCCUCAGGGAGCUGUUAACUUCGCUUUGAUGAUGUCUCAAAUGGAGGGUGGUUGUCCAGUCGACUACAACACUAUCACUGAUCUCUUCUUGCAGAGGAACCUGAUUCGUGAGGCUACAGCCUUCCUGUUGGAUGUUCUGAAGCCAAACUUGCCUGAACAUGCUUUCUUGCAAACAAAGGUCCUGGAAAUUAAUCUGGUAACAUUUCCUAAUGUUGCUGAUGCUAUAUUGGCGAAUGGAAUGUUCAGCCACUAUGAUCGCCCUCGCAUCGCACAACUUUGUGAAAAAGCUGGGCUUUACAUUCGAGCUUUGCAACAUUAUUCUGAGUUGCCAGAUAUCAAACGUGUUAUUGUGAAUACACAUGCAAUAGAGCCACAGGCACUUGUAGAAUUCUUCGGUACCCUCUCUCGAGAGUGGGCCCUUGAGUGCAUGAAGGAUCUAUUGCUUGUUAAUUUGAGAGGAAACCUUCAGAUAAUUGUGCAGGCUGCAAAGGAGUACUGUGAGCAGCUGGGUAUUGAUCAGUGCAUCAAAUUGUUCGAACAAUUUAAAUCUUAUGAAGGAUUGUACUUCUUCCUUGGGUCAUUUUUGAGUUCAAGUGAGGAUCCUGAAAUACAUUUCAAGUACAUUGAAGCUGCAGCUAAAACUGGACAAAUAAAGGAGGUUGAGCGUGUCACUAGAGAAUCAAAUUUCUAUGAUGCUGAAAAGACUAAGAAUUUUCUUAUGGAGGCCAAGCUUCCUGAUGCGAGGCCAUUGAUUAAUGUUUGUGACCGCUUUGGUUUUGUUGGGGAUCUCACUCAUUAUCUUUACACAAACAACAUGCUCCGGUAUAUUGAAGGCUAUGUGCAGAAGGUGAACCCAGGAAAUGCGCCAUUGGUUGUUGGGCAGUUGUUGGAUGAUGAAUGCCCUGAAGAUUUCAUCAAGGGCCUUAUUCUUUCUGUUCGUUCUCUGCUGCCAGUGGAGCCCCUUGUCGAUGAAUGUGAAAAGAGAAAUCGGCUUCGUUUGCUUACUCAGUUCUUGGAGCACCUUGUAAGUGAGGGAAGCCAAGAUGUGCAUGUCCACAAUGCACUGGGUAAGAUCAUCAUUGAUAGCAACAACAAUCCAGAGCACUUCCUCACAACCAACCCUUACUACGACUCCAAGGUCGUUGGUAAGUAUUGUGAGAAACGUGAUCCCACCCUGGCUGUUGUGGCUUACCGAAGAGGGCAGUGUGAUGAUGAACUUAUCAAUGUCACAAAUAAGAACUCCUUGUUUAAAUUACAAGCCAGGUAUGUUGUUGAAAGGAUGGAUUCUGAUCUUUGGGAGAAGGUUCUUAAUCCCGAAAACGAGUACAGACGGCAGCUCAUUGACCAAGUUGUUUCUACAGCCUUACCUGAAAGCAAGAGCCCAGAACAGGUUUCUGCUGCUGUUAAGGCGUUCAUGACUGCUGACCUUCCGCACGAGUUGAUUGAGCUUCUUGAAAAGAUUGUUCUUCAAAAUUCAGCAUUCAGUGGCAACUUCAAUCUUCAAAACCUGCUCAUCUUGACAGCAAUUAAGGCAGAUCCCUCCAGGGUUAUGGACUACAUCAACAGAUUGGAUAACUUCGACGGUCCUGCUGUUGGGGAAGUGGCAGUUGAAGCCCAGCUUUAUGAAGAAGCGUAUGCAAUUUUCAAGAAGUUCAAUUUGAAUGUUCAGGCUGUGAAUGUUCUAUUGGAUAACAUCAGGAGCAUUGACCGGGCUGUCGAGUUUGCAUUCCGUGUUGAAGAAGAUGCUGUAUGGAGCCAAGUUGCCAAGGCUCAACUCAGGGAGGGGUUGGUUUCUGAUGCAAUUGAAUCAUUUAUCCGUGCAGAUGAUGCCACUCAAUUUCAUGAGGUCAUUCGUGCAGCUGAGGAGGCAGAUGUUUAUCAUGAUCUGGUGAAGUACCUUUUGAUGGUUAGGCAAAAAGCCAAAGAGCCUAAGGUGGACAGCGAGCUCAUUUUUGCAUAUGCGAAGAUUGAUAGGUUAAGCGAAAUAGAGGAAUUCAUUCUUAUGCCAAAUGUGGCUAAUCUCCAACUUGUUGGUGAUCGUCUAUUUGAUGAUGCUCUGUACGAGGCCGCAAAAAUAAUAUUUGCCUUCAUAUCAAACUGGGCAAAGUUGGCUUGCACCCUUGUGAAGCUCAAACAGUUCCAAGGUGCUGUGGAUGCAGCACGGAAGGCCAACAGUGCGAAAACAUGGAAGGAAGUGUGCUUUGCUUGUGUUGAUGCUGAAGAGUUCCGCUUGGCCCAAAUGUGUGGUUUGAAUAUCAUUGUGCAAGUGGAUGAUCUGGAAGAGGUUAGUGAGUAUUAUCAGAACAGAGGAUACUUCAAUGAAUUAAUAUCUCUGAUGGAGAGUGGUCUUGGAUUGGAACGAGCACAUAUGGGCAUCUUCACUGAGUUGGGAGUUCUUUAUGCCAGAUACCGCUAUGAGAAACUUAUGGAGCAUAUUAAGUUGUUCUCAACCCGUCUCAAUAUUCCUAAACUCAUCAGAGCAUGUGAUGAACAGCAGCAUUGGAAGGAACUCACCUAUCUUUACAUCCAAUAUGACGAGUUCGAUAAUGCUGCUGCAACUGUAAUGAAUCAUUCUCCUGAGGCGUGGGACCACAUGCAGUUCAAGGAUAUUGUGGUCAAGGUUGCCAAUGUGGAGCUAUAUUACAAGGCGGUGCAUUUUUACUUGCAAGAACAUCCUGAUCUUAUCAAUGAUAUGCUAAAUGUAUUGGCUCUCCGUGUUGACCAUACUCGUGUAGUUGACAUCAUGCGCAAGGCUGGGCACUUGCUUCUUGUGAAGCCAUAUAUGGUUGCUGUUCAGAGCAACAAUGUGUCUGCUGUUAAUGAGGCUUUGAAUCAGAUAUAUGUGGAGGAAGAGGACUAUGAUAGAUUAAGAGAAUCAAUCGAUUUGCACGACAACUUCGAUCAGAUUGGCCUUGCUCAGAAGAUUGAGAAGCACGAGCUCCUUGAAAUGAGGCGAGUUGCCGCAUAUAUCUACAAGAAGGCUGGCAGAUGGAAGCAGUCGAUUGCAUUGUCAAAGAAGGAUAACCUAUAUAAAGAUGCCAUGGAGACUGCUUCACAAUCUGGUGAUCGUGAACUUGCUGAGGAAUUGCUUGUUUAUUUCAUCGAAAAGGGAAAGAAGGAAUGCUUUGCCUCAUGUCUCUUUGUCUGCUACGACUUGGUUCGGCCAGAUGUUGCUCUUGAACUUGCCUGGAUGAAUAACAUGAUCGACUUUGCCUUCCCAUACCUGUUACAGUUCAUUCGUGAAUACACGGGCAAAGUUGACGAGCUUGUGAAAGACAAACUUGAGGCUCAGAAGGAAGUUAAGGCCAAGGAACAGGAAGAGAAGGAUGUGAUUGCUCAACAGAACAUGUACGCCCAGUUGCUUCCCCUUGCAUUGCCUGCACCUCCAAUGCCUGGUAUGGGUGGGCCAGGGAUGCCCGGCGGUUUCGUGCCACCUCAGAUGGGCGGGAUGGGAAUGCCUCCAAUGUCGCAGUUCGGAAUGCCUCCGAUGGGGAACUAUUGAUUUUUUGACUGGGGCCGCGCUUUUUGUAGAAAUUAGCUCCGAGUUAUCUUUGCUGUUUGCAGAACAGAACCAUUUGAAGAGGGAGGCAGUCGGGAGUUGCUAUUUCGGUGGUUGUCAUUUGGCUUUGUUGGCGCCUUCAUAUGUAGGGGUUGGUGGUGGGGAUUUUGAUGUUUGCAUUGUGGUUGGGAAUACGCGGUAAAGUUGUGAAGGUGAAAUUGGAAUAAUAAUUUGCCACUCUUUUCAGUGAGGGUUCAUUUUUAGUUUUGGUUUUAUUUUGUGUGGAUAAGUGUUGUAAUAUUCUUUGUUCUUAGGGAAAGGGCAAAAUUUUUCUUCUCCUCCUGCUGGUGGGAGAAUACAAGUAGACAAUCUUCUGGGACUUGUUUGCGUUCAUUUUGCUAUGUUGCUUUUUUCCCCCCCUUUUCCAUGAUUGUUUAGGAUGUUCCUCCGUAUACGAAUUUUCGGAGUGUUUCCACUCCCAAGUACAAAGACAGUCCAAUUUGUAAUGACUUUGAUUUAGAUCCAUAAUUUGCCAUUUUUGACAUUGCUGUUGGUCUUCACUUCUUCUUCUUAUCAUUUGGACCUUGUGGCUUUCAGGACUCAGCAGUGUAUUCUAAAAAAUACUCCU